AUGGCACAAAGAAACAAAACCUUGCUGGCAGCUAAGAAAUCUUUCUGCCACUGUAAACCAUUGAUGGAAGUGCAAUUUGAUGAACAAGUUGGACAGUAUUGUCAAUUAGCGGGCCUCUUCGAUGAGAAGCUGGUGGUGUCUGCUCAUUUUACAUCAUGGAAGCUGGCAUUAACAAUUCCAACCCGGAACUGGGACAUUUGCUGA
Prunus armeniaca (apricot) is the source of this 204-nucleotide messenger RNA. The record is from the annotation of a GenBank genome assembly. NCBI's taxonomy places the organism in Eukaryota, Viridiplantae, Streptophyta, Magnoliopsida, Rosales, Rosaceae.